AUGAUUGCGGGCUUCUUGAAUCGAAACGGCCCGAAUGAUCUCGCCAUUAUCCUGGCCACGAGUGGGACUAGUGGCACCAAGAAGCUGGUCCCAAUCACGUUGUUCAAUCUUCUAGUCAGUACAACCUUCACAAUGGAUAGUCUGGGAUUGGAUACUGAAUCCCGCUGUCUGAAUAUGAUGCCGCUCCAUCAUGUUGGUGGUAUUAUACGUAGCUUGUGGGCUCCCCUUGUGGCGGGAGGCAUGACAAUCUGUUGCUCGCAAUUUGAUCCGAACCUGUUCUGGGACGUGGUUGAGAAGUAUCACCCAACGUGGUACUACGCGGCACCAACAAUGCACGAGAUGAUAGUAGCUGAAGCUGCGCAUCGAGCUGAUGCCGUAAAAAAUUGCGUAAAAAAUUGCACCAUUACAUCCAUCUGCAACGCAGCAGCCGCAUUGCCCCCGAAUGUUGCACAGCAACUUCAGGUAAUAUUUCUAUGCCCAGUGUCACUCAGCUAUGCGAUGACCGAGUGUUUACCCAUAACUGCUCCGCCUCAAAGUGACGCUUCCAAUCGACCUGAAAGCUCAGGCCUGGCGGUGGGUCCAGAGCUGGCUAUUUUCGACACUCAACAUCCGCAGCAGCGUGCCUCUACUGGCUCAGUAGGCCGAAUUUGCGUGCGAGGUCUGCCCGUAUUUCCGGGUUACCUUAACAGUGAUGGGCUGGACCGGAACUCAUUCAGCCCAGCAGGGUGGUUUGAUACAGGCGAUCUCGGACAUACUGACGGGGACGGGUGGUUCUAUAUCACAGGACGAACAAAAGAAGUCAUUAAUCGCGGAGGAGAGACGAUCUCUCCCGUGGAGGUCGAGGAUGCAAUCAUGUCGGCUGCCCGAGACAAGUCUUCUAAUCUUUACGGCCGUAUCAAGGCGGCUCUGGCAUUUCCUACUCCGCAUGAUGUCCUUCAAGAGGUCGUCGGGGUGGCCCUUGUAAUCCCAGCAGACCACACAAGGCCCGACCUUCGCCAAAUGCAUCAGGCCCUCAAGGAGCGUCUACACCAACCCAAAUGGCCCGUUCUCUUGGUUUAUAUGGAUGACCUUCCUAGAUCAGGGAAUAAACUGCGGCGCAUCGGCCUAAGCCAGCGACUGGGCUUGGAGACAUUGACCGACCAAGUUCCCAUAGCCGAACGGCACUACGAGGCGCUGUGCCCGCCAGUGGAUACGCCUGUCAGCGAGCCCAUUGCUCAAACACGAUGUGAGAUUGAUUUCCCUCUGGUCAAGACAUAUAUCACACAGGCUUCCGGCCUGUUCAACCUAAUACUGCGAACGCACGUGGACGGAUACCCGCGAGCUAUCCUCUUCCGAGACGGGACCGGAGGAGUGUCGCCAGAGGAGGUCCUCACCCGUCUCUCCCAUCUCAUGCAUGGAUAUCUCAUCCCCAGCACGCUGGAAAUACUGGAUGGUUUCAUUCCGCGGGACACCCAUGGGCUGAUUGACGAAGCUGCUGUGCAAGCCAAGCUGCGCGCCUUGCACGCAACAGCCACGUCGCCCACGCAGCAGCGGGUAUCUGAUCUUUUCGCGACGGCACUCAGGCGUGCCCCGGAAGAUGUGACACCUGCGACCGACUUUUUUGAGUCGGGCGGGGACAGUAUGAGCGCGGGCCAGCUUAUCUCCAAGAUCCGACAGGAGUUCCGGGUGCCUGUCGCAGGGGAUGUUCUGUUCCAGCACAGUACCGUGGGCGCUAUUACGGCCAUCGUUGAGGCGGCAAUUGCUGACACCAAGAUACGUAAGAUCAGAAAGCAGGAUCUUCCAGGAUGGAUCUCACUGAAAUGGCUCCUUGUUGGUAGAUAUCGCGAAGGAAUGUAUCCAAUGUGGGGACUGUACCAUAUGCGGUGGUGGUUGGCACAGAAAGCGCUCCAAGUGUGCGGCAAGGGGGUGUUCGACCGCUUUGAUUUCAGCCGCAUCUGGUACUACCGAGCCCUGGGAGCACAUAUCGGACGCAAUGUCUACAUCGACGAAUUCACGGGCCUUGGGGAGUACGACCUCCUUCACAUUGGCGACAAUGUAGUACUGGAGCACUGUAUCUGCCGUCCGUUUGCGAGUGAGCGCAACACCUCGAUGUUGCUCCAGCCCAUCUCCAUUGGAGCCAGCUCCUACAUCGGCCUUAGGUCGACCGUGGUGCCUGGGACUACGCUGCCCCCGGGAACGUGUCUCGGCGCCAACUCGUCCACCUGGGAGAUUGACGAUGCCGAUGAAUCCAACCGCGACCAAUCUUCUGCCAAGGCGCUGAAGCCCCACUGGAUCUGGUACAUCUUGGUCGCGGGAUGGCUGGAGAUCUUCGUCCGCUUCGUAUCGGAACUACCGCGGAUCGCAGGACUGCUCCCCAUCGUGAGUCGCUAUCCGACGGUCGCGGACGACCAGUUGCGACACACUGUCUCCUGGCUCACCAGCCGUACCCGGAUCGGCUACUUCCUUCUCAUGCGGGUCUACUCCGCUCUUGCCGGACCCCUGGCGUGGUUCCUAGCCGUGCUGGUCGUGAAGCGUGGGCUGGAUGCAUGUUGUGGCCGCCCCCUUCGAGGCCCUAUGAGCCAAUUGUCCCCUGCUCAGAAGGUAAGACGCGCGGCUCUCGACGCAAUCAUUCCACAAGGGGAUAUUUCCCGCCUGUCGCGGCUCGUGGGACCAAACUACGAGCUGGUCUCAGUGGCGGUGCGGAUGCUGGGUGGGCGGGUGGGGAAACGUGUAUACUGGCCUCGCACGAAGUUGAAUCUGAUCCCUGAUUUUGACCAGAUAGACAUUGGGAACGACGUGGUCUUCGGAUCCCGGUCAUUCCUGGUCACAGCGGAUGGAUUGGGGAGGGAACCUAUUGUCAUAGGGGAUGGCACCAUGCUGGGGGACAGAUCUGUGGUGUUUCCGGGAGUCACCAUUGGAACGUGCGCGAUGGUGGGCUCGGGGGCAUUGCUGCGCCGGAACGGCUUCUAUCCGGAUGACAGCGUCUGGACUGGUAGCAAGCAUGGAGAUGCCAUUCGCUUCCCUCAACUCAAGGGAAAGAGAGAUGCUGCUAGAGAUCCCGACGGAAGGCGCGACACGACAAAGCCGUUUGGACGCGCCUUGUACCAAGGGAAGGCGAACUACCAUGUGCUAGGUCUGGGACCCAUUGUCGGGUUCUCUAGCUUCAUGGUCGCCUUCACCGCGGUAUAUCCCAUGGCGGUGCCGCUGGCGGCAUUGUUGGUGGUGAACCGUCUUCUCCCAAUGGAGCUGAUGGCAUUUGGGAUGCGAUGGUGGCGUCCGUUUGCCGUGUACGGCGUACUAGCUGCAGUGAUGGCGGCAGUGACGCUAAUUCAAACGGUGGUGUCCUUGGGUAUUGUCAUCGCCGUCAAGUGGAUACUCGUUGGACAGCGGACUGAAGGCUCAUACCCCUACGACGGUAGCAGUUAUUGCCAACGCUGGCAGAUUAUGCGGACCAUUGACAUCCUCCUUGAGGAGUCCUUUGGCGGGACGGGUAUCCUGUCGUUACUCACCGGAACGGCGUAUCUGAGCUGGUUUUACCGGGCCAUGGGGGCGAAGAUCGGGGCAGAUUGUGCGUUGAAUGCGAACGGGGAUCCACACAUCUUUUUCACAGAGCCGGACUUGGUGACGUUGGGGGAUAGAGUCACGGUGGAUGAUGCUAGUCUGGUGUGCCAUCUCAACACGCGGGGGGACUUCGAGUUGCAUACGCUGAAAGUGGGCGAUCGAAGUGUGAUGCGCACGGGGUCUCGAUUGCUGUCGGGGGCGUCGAUGGGGAAGGAUGCGUGUCUGUUGGAGCAUACACUGGUGCUGUCGGGGGAUCAUGUUGAGGAUGGCACGACGUUGCAGGGCUGGCCAGCGGAGGAGUUUAGGGGGGAUCGACUACGACCGUAG
Aspergillus eucalypticola CBS 122712 is the source of this 3867-nucleotide messenger RNA. RefSeq lists its product as uncharacterized. Gene Ontology annotation, biological process: fatty acid metabolic process. The record is from RefSeq and is a predicted model, not a curated record. Bases 1 to 3867 code for a protein of 1288 amino acids. Gene Ontology annotation, molecular function: phosphopantetheine binding; medium-chain fatty acid-CoA ligase activity. The transcript has 4 exons. NCBI's taxonomy places the organism in Eukaryota, Fungi, Ascomycota, Eurotiomycetes, Eurotiales, Aspergillaceae.